Molecule: messenger RNA, 666 nt
Organism: Saccostrea echinata
Lineage: Eukaryota; Metazoa; Mollusca; Bivalvia; Ostreida; Ostreidae
Product: interferon alpha-inducible protein 27-like protein 2A
Exons: 3
Coding region: 41-340 (99 amino acids)
Cellular component (GO): membrane
Source: RefSeq, a predicted model, not a curated record
UUUCUUGUUAUCAUUCAUAACUACCCUAGGCUCAUGAUAUAUGGACACAACCAAAAUAAUGGAGUCACAUAAGAUUGUGGCAAUAGCAGCUGCAUCAGGAGUCACGGCGGGGGUGGCAUUGAUAGGUGCACCUGUUGUUUUAGGUGUGAUUGGUUUCACCAAAGUGGGCGUGGCAGCAGGUUCUAUUGCAGCUGCUGUACAGGGCCCCACCACGGCAGCAGGGAGCUUGUUUGCACUUUGUCAGAGUGCCGGCGUGCUGGGGACGGCUGUUGGCACGAAGGCUAUCAUAGGUGGCGCUGCAGGAACUUUGGGUGGCGCUGUUGCUGCCAUCUGGAAAUAAAGUCGUGGACUUUUUAUCUUACCUAGUUGGCUACUAAAUAUGACUGAGGAAAAUAUCCAAUUAAAAAUAAAAUCAUGGAAUACUCCAUGUUUAUUUAAUAUUCGUAAAUAUCACUGAUAACUCCUUUUGAUAAAUAACAAAAUUUGUAAUGACACAAUUCUUAGUUUUUCGAUAGUGUAAAAUAAAUUACUGCAUGGAAUUUUUAGGUUUCUAAAAAGUGGAAAAAUAAACUGCUGCAUGGAAUUUAAAUGUUCGUCUUUAUCAAAUUGUAUGAUAAUCUUUAUUGUCUUUCUUGUAUUUUUGAAAUAUAUUAAUCUUACAAAUGA